Molecule: messenger RNA, 587 nt
Organism: Caenorhabditis angaria
Lineage: Eukaryota; Metazoa; Nematoda; Chromadorea; Rhabditida; Rhabditidae
Source: the annotation of a GenBank genome assembly
AUGUCUUCUGCUUCAAUCAAAUUCCUUGUCUUCUCAGCACUUUUCAUCAAUCAAGCUUUGGCUUGUGAUUCUUUGGUUUCGGAAGGACGUGAGUAGUUAGCCUAUAUCUCUUUAUCCUUGAAAAUAAUUAUUUAGCAUGUGACGGAAGUGUUUUACUUUGUCCAACUCAAAUUUGUGAUACUGCUGCUGGCCAAUGUUGUCCGGCUUCAACUACCACAGUUUCAACAACCACCGCAACAUCUUGCUCAGACCUCCUCAACCCAUCAACCGGAGUUUCUGAUUGCCCAAAGAGAGCCUAUCUCUGUAACGAUACUGUCUACUAUGACGUCAUGACUGUGCAAUGUCCAAAAACUUGUGGAAGAUGUUCUAGUGUGUCCACCACUAAAUCAACAGUUUGCGCGGAUCUUUUGCACCCAGUAACUGGUGUUUCUGAUUGUCCAAGCAGAGCUUAUCUUUGUAAUGAUUCGGUUUAUUAUGAUGUGAUGACUGUUCAAUGUCCAAAGACUUGUGGAAGAUGUCCAUCGACCUCAACAUCUACUUCGACUUCGACUUCGACUUCAACAACUGAAGCAACAUCUACCACAUAA